CAUUGAGACCAUCCAAGGAUCUCAAAAUCCACAUCCCCCCUUUUCCUCUCUCAAUUGGCUAAAAAUGAUCCACAGCGCCAAAAUGGCAGUAGCCACACAGAGCUCAGUUCUCUUCUUCUCUUCUCAUGAAAUCUGAUCCCAUUUAGGGUCAGGGUUUCGUCUUCUUAUAAAAAAAAAAAACAUCUUCAAUGUCUCGUUCCUUUGCUCCCCCUCUGCCUUCAAUUAAACCAACGCUCUCUGAUUCCAACAGUAGGCGCUUCUUCACCAACAAGAUUUCCUCCCAUGGAAGCAAAGGUGGGAUUUUGAGGAGGGGUUUGGUGUCAAAAGGGGUAGCUUUCGCGGUGUUUUCUUCUUUGGUGACUGCAGAUCCAGUUCGAGGAAUGGAAAGGUUAGCAUUUAAGCCAGAGGGUUAUAAAUUUUGGACCUGGAAAGGUCACAAAAUACAUUAUGUUGAAGAAGGAAAUGGGCUUCCAGUUGUUCUUAUUCACGGAUUUGGUGCUUCAGCAUUUCAUUGGAGGUACAACAUUCCUGAGUUGGCAAAAAAGUACAAGGUAUAUGCUAUAGACUUGCUUGGAUUUGGUUGGAGCGAGAAAGCCCUUGUUGAAUAUGAUGCCACUGUGUGGAAGGACCAAGUAUCUGAUUUCAUGAAAGAAGUUGUUAAAGAACCAGCAAUCUUAGUUGGAAACAGCCUUGGAGGCUUCACAGCUUUGUUAACAGCAGCAGCACUGCCUCAGCAAGUUCUUGGAGUUGCGCUAUUAAACUCUGCAGGACAAUUUUCAAAUCCAAACGCACAGAUUAAGGCCAAAGAUGAAGAAUCGGUUAUAAAGAAGCUCAUAAUCAACCCGCUGAAGGAAGUGUUCCAAAGAAUUGUUCUUGGAUUUCUUUUCUGGCAAGCAAAGCAACCUGCACGCAUCAAAUCAGUGUUAAACAGUGUAUACAUAAAUCCCUCCAAUGUAGAUGAAUAUCUUGUAGAAUCAAUUAUGAAACCUGCAACUGACCCCAACGCUGGAGAAGUCUAUUACCGACUGAUGAGUAGAUUUAUGACAAACCAAACCAAAUACACACUUGAUAGCCUCCUGAGCAAGCUCUCAUGCCCUUUAUUAUUACUAUGGGGUGAUUUAGACCCUUGGGUUGGCCCGGGCAAAGCUGCACGUAUCAAAGAGUUCUAUCCGAAGACUUCUGUUGUGAAUUUGCAAGCAGGGCAUUGUCCUCAUGAUGAGGUUCCUGAGCUCGCCAACAAAGCUUUAUUAGACUGGUUAUCAUCUUUAGAAUAAAGUUUGAGUUGAUAUAAUUACACAGAGAAUUGAUGUUUUAAAGAUAUUGUUCAUAUGAUACAGCAUGCUUAUCUCUUGUAAGUAGCAUGUACAUAAGAAAUUUUGUGAUUGAUUUGAAUCUUAUGUAAUCCUCAAGAUCUUUUCUGUGAAUUUUUCAACUAAAGUUUAAGUUGAUUUAAUUACGCAGGGAA
Asparagus officinalis (garden asparagus) is the source of this 1465-nucleotide messenger RNA. Its product is annotated as pheophytinase, chloroplastic. Bases 189 to 1274 code for a protein of 361 amino acids. Lineage: Eukaryota; Viridiplantae; Streptophyta; Magnoliopsida; Asparagales; Asparagaceae. The record is from RefSeq and is a predicted model, not a curated record. Gene Ontology annotation, cellular component: chloroplast. The transcript has 7 exons.